Malania oleifera is the source of this 531-nucleotide messenger RNA. RefSeq lists its product as uncharacterized. The transcript has 4 exons. The record is from RefSeq and is a predicted model, not a curated record. The coding region runs from base 1 to 531 and encodes 176 amino acids. Lineage: Eukaryota; Viridiplantae; Streptophyta; Magnoliopsida; Santalales; Ximeniaceae.
AUGCAGAGUUACGCAGCUAAAUACAUCGAGCUAUCUCGCUUUGCGCCAUGUAUGAUUUUGAUUGAGUACGAAAAGGCUCAAAGUUUCGAGAAAGGUCUGAGGAAAGACAUUCGUAGAUUGAUAGGAAUGUUGCAAAUUCGGGAGUUUUCUGUUCUAGUGGAGAAAUCUGCUGUAGUUGAGGCUGGUCUCUGGGAGAAUGAGGUGGCACAGGAUCAGAAGAAAAGGUCGAUAUCUUCUGGUUCUCAGACUGGUCCGCAGGGGGAUCCAUCUCGUGUGGGUUGUGCCAAGUUUCGCAAGCAGCAUGAUGGGGAGUGCCAGCCAUUCAUGGGUAACUGUUACCGCUAUGGCAAACCGAGCCAUGCAUCCAGAAACUGUCCUACACUGAUGACUAGUACUGCAGCACCAAGUCAGAACCAGGGACAGAACCAGGUGCCACGCACAGCUCAGGAAGAUGUUAGAGAACUGCCUAGUGGUAAUUCAGGGAAAGUUGCUGCCGGGAAUCUGGAAAGUGGUGGUGUUCAGACCUCCUGA